Messenger RNA from Monascus purpureus, 4002 nucleotides. NCBI's taxonomy places the organism in Eukaryota, Fungi, Ascomycota, Eurotiomycetes, Eurotiales, Aspergillaceae. The record is from the annotation of a GenBank genome assembly.
CUCAGAUCGGAUGUCCUUCUGGAUCUCUUCUCUAUCGCAGUCCUCCUUCAUCUAUAGUUCCUCUUCCUCUCCAUUGAGACUGCUCACAUUCUUAUUUUAUUCAUCCAACGUCUUCUUUCACAUCUUUCUCUUCUCUAUUUCCAUCGUCCCUUCUUAGUUCCCUCUGUUCUCUUCAGGGGAGACACCCUGGUUUAUGUCUCUGCAGUAAGCAGCAGCCAUCAAGGAUGGUGUUUACUGGUUGUGACUCCACCUCCUCUGGCUUGUAGCCAUUUUCGAACUAUGUCGCGUUCAUCUGCUGGCUUCGCGGACUUCUUCCCGACCGCUCCGUCUGUCCUUCAACAGAAACGCUUCAAGGCGAGUCAGGAGCGACAACGAGCGAAGCCAUUGCUUGAUAGUCAACAUAAUACCGGGCCUAUUUCAUUUCCUGCAGGGCCAGAGACUCCCGAACAUCCGCCGAAUGACAACAGCAAGAUCCAUAACCAAACUAUAGGAGCUCAAAGUGAAUCGAGUCAACCAGCUUCUGAGGCAUUUGGAACUGCGUCGACGAGUUCUAUAAAUACUGGCGUCUCGGGAGCCAGUCCCUCUCUUCACCAAACUGGCGCAGCAACGUCCAAUGGGUUGAUUUUUGAUUCCCUCACACCACUCACAAACGCCGAAUCUUCCCCUUUAUGCAAAGCGACGAGUCCCUUACGAACAAAGACAGCCGAUGAGUUUGUGGAAGAAAUUUCACAGAAAGCCAGUCUUGAAGACCAGAGAACCUCAGUAAUAUCCCUCCACACCCCUCCCACUCCACAGUCACAGACACGUCAAAUUGGCGAGACGGUCAGAGGAUGCAAGAUCGUGUAUGACCCAGACCUUGACAGGCGACCCUUGUCAAAGGAUAAGAGGAAAAAGCCACAGUAUACAAAUAUCGUGGCGAAUGUUCAAGACAUCAUCCCCUCUGAUCCUCGACAUGGUAUACCGAAUUAUUCACGGGGCGGCGGCUGUAAACAAAAAACGAAAUAUCGGCCAGCGCCCUACACGUUGAAAUCAUGGCCCUACGAUGCAGCAACCACCAUCGGCCCAGGGCCACCCACGCAGAUAGUGGUCACGGGGUUUGACCCUUUAACCCCCAUUGCUCAUAUCAGCACCCUGUUCUCCAGUUUUGGGGAAAUCGCAGAAAUUAACAACCGUACCGAUCCUAUCACUGGAAGAUUUCUUGGGAUAUGCUCCAUUAAAUACAAAGAUAGCCUGUCGUUUCGACAUGGAGGUCCUCUCCUUGCAAGCAGUGCUGCUAGGCGAGCUUAUUAUGAGUGUAGGAAGGAACACCGCAUUGGAACACGCAGAAUCAGGGUUGAGUUGGAUCGCGACAGUGUUGUGUCGGAGCGGAUGGUCUCGCGAGCUAUUGAAUCCCAAAGAACCGAACUACAACCUCGUCUUUCGGCCACCGAAGGAACGAAGAUCGAAUCUCAGACGAGAAAGAAUGAGCCUCCACCGACGGCUCCAAAAGGGCCAUCGGGUAGGUCUUCCUUGCGCAUUGUUCCUGCACCGCCUGAAGGACCAAGAGCAGCAUUAAAGCCUGCGCCACCAUCACUGGUCGAAGAGACUCCAAUCCUGAGCCAAAUCAAGCGCGAUCCCUACAUUUUUAUAGCCCACUGCUACGUGCCGGUACUCAGCACAACAGUGCCACACUUGAUGAAAAGACUCAAAUUGUUCAAAUGGAAAGAUAUUCGCUGUGACAAGACUGGAUAUUAUGUCAUCUUUGAGAAUUCCAGACGGGGCGAACAAGAGACAGAACGGUGCUACAAAAUGUGCCAUAUGGCACCGCUGUUUACCUAUAUUAUGAAUAUGGAAAGCCAGCCUUACGGGAACCCAAACUAUGAACGCAGUCCGAGUCCUCAGCGACUUAAAGCAGAGCAACUGGAAAAAUCCCAUAAGGAAAGGUUAAAAAAGGAAGCGGAGUUAGACCUUGAAGAAGAGAAAAAGCAAAGAGCAAUCAAUCUGGAUCCUUGCAGAGAGGUGUUAUCCAUCAUUAUCCGAGAGUUGAAGGAGAAGUUGCUCGAGGACGUCAAGUCACGCAUCGGUGCGCCAGCCUUGUAUGACUAUCUUGAGCCUGACCGGCAUGCAGCAAAGAGGAAGAAACUCGGCAUUCCUGAUCCGGAGGGUGUCAAGCGUCCUUCCUUCCGGAUCGACAUGGAUAGUCCGAUUGAGAUACCAGGCUCUCAAGCUAAUGGACGGCGGCCAUUUGGAACCUCCAACCUCAACGUGCUCACGCUUCCUCGCAUUCGGAAAGCUCAUGGGCUUGAUCGUGCGGAUGCUGCCUUCUUAGAUGAAAGGCGCCGGCAGCCCUUGCGGAGGAAAGAAGUCAGACCACUGUACCACCGUUUGCAACAGCUGCACGAGGUCGACGACUCCGACGAUGACCAGCGAACACCAUUCACUAGGGAUACUGAUGAACAGGACAGUAGAAAUCCAAGUCGGAUGAGUUUGAGUCCUUGUGAUUCUGAUAAUGAUGACGCAUUUGAUCCGGGGAUCCUGUCUGCAUCUGUUGUUGAGCGGAUGUCCGGCCGCAGUGGACCUGAUGAAACUGAAGUUGAAGUUAGCAAAUCUGAUCUUCAAGGAAGCCCGACCGCUGAACAGAUUCAACUCCACCUCCGAAAGCUCUCUCCUGCAUCUCUCAAGAGGAAAAGGAUAAACAAUGAACUUCAGUCCCGUAAGAGACGGAGGGAAGACGAUGAGCUUUUUGGCAUCGAUUCUGUGGAAGAGGCUGAGGAGCAGCAUUCAAGAAAGCUCUCAGUCACUUCUACAUCUGACCAUGCUAGUCUCGCGACAUUGGGACCUCCCCCAGGUCAUUAUCAAGGUUCCUUAGAGCAAGGACAAACGGAAGAGUUAAAGGGGAAGGUCAAACAGAUAGGUAUAGAAACUCCUGAGCACCAAAAAGAUUUCGCUCCGGAAACACCGUUCUUGGAGGACGUCAGCGACGGUAAAUACGAGGCAUCAAAAACAGAGGUUGAAUGGGGAAUCUCUAAUGACCGGCCCCGCCCGACGGUUGAGGACGAUGAUACAAUUGUAUUAGAUCUCGACGGUUGGCAGAAUCUCCUAAAGGAUGAAGAAGAUCUGCGUUUCCUCAGAGAUAUCUUACUCAGUCAGUCAAGGUCUGAUGUUGGAAAUCUUGCGGCGUGGGCAUGGAGACAAAAAGAAAUCAAGGCUCUCAAUCACCCUGGGAAUAGAGGACCUGUGCGUGAAGUGGUAAACAUCCAUGGUUACUAUGUACCUAAUUCAACUGGUGCCGCGCGGACAGAAGGUCGGAAAAGAAUACUUGAAGCAGAGAAAUCGAAGUAUCUGCCUCAUCGUAUCAAAGUUCAAAAGGCCCGCGAAGAACGAGAAGCCAGAGCAAAGAAUGAUCCACAUGCAGCAGCUACUGAAGCUUCAAGGAUCGCCACUGCUAGGACCAUCUCGAAAUCGACCUCUAGGUCAACACGCGUGAAUAAUCGACGGUUGAUCGCAGAUAUUAAUGCACAGAAGCAGGCUCUUCCCACUCAAAGUGGAGAAGGGGACGUUCUCCGAUUCAACCAGUUGAAAAAGCGAAAGAAGCCUGUGCGCUUUGCUCGAUCGGCGAUCCACAAUUGGGGCCUUUAUGCAGAAGAAAACAUAUCUGCAAACGACAUGAUAAUUGAAUAUGUCGGUGAGAAGGUGCGGCAACAGGUCGCGGAUAUGCGAGAAAGGAGGUAUUUAAAGAGCGGUAUUGGCAGCAGCUACCUCUUUAGAAUCGACGAGAACACGGUCAUAGAUGCUACCAAACGGGGAGGAAUUGCGAGGUUUAUCAACCACAGUUGUACGCCCAAUUGCACCGCGAAAAUCAUCAAGGUCGAUGGCAGCAAGCGGAUCGUUAUAUAUGCUUUGAGAGAUAUUGAAAGAGAUGAAGAACUCACAUACGACUACAAGUUUGAAAGGGAGUGGGAUAGCGAUGAUAGGAUUCCAUGCUUGUGCGGUUCAACCGGCUGUAAGGGGUUUCUCAAUUGA